Sabethes cyaneus is the source of this 3566-nucleotide messenger RNA. RefSeq names its product autophagy-related protein 13 homolog. Lineage: Eukaryota; Metazoa; Arthropoda; Insecta; Diptera; Culicidae. Gene Ontology annotation, cellular component: phagophore assembly site; extrinsic component of membrane; cytosol. Gene Ontology annotation, biological process: protein localization to phagophore assembly site; piecemeal microautophagy of the nucleus; mitophagy. The transcript has 5 exons. The record is from RefSeq and is a predicted model, not a curated record. Bases 192 to 1718 code for a protein of 508 amino acids.
AUAAUGGUAAAAGUUUUCGCUGUUCUCGUUUGUUGCACGUGAAAAUUUAUGAAAAAGUGCCGAAAUUCGCAAUCGUAAGUGUUCGCAUUAUGUCCCAAUCGUAGGUGUAAUUGCAGUGCGAUUUGUGUGUGAAAUUUUCGAAACACCCGUGCCGUGUCCAACAGAGAAAGAGUGCAAAUAAUCGAGAAAAAAUGGCUUGCCAAACCGACGUGCUGGACAAGAGCAGCCUGGAGAAGUUUGUCAAAAUAUUGGCAAUGAAAUCGGCUCAGAUCAUAGUGCAGGCAAGGCUGGGAGAGAAAAUCCGUACCGACUGGAACCCGAAGGCAAACGGAAAUGAUUGGUUCAACAUCGCCAUCGACGACCAGCCGGACGUUCUGAAGGAAACGAAGAAAGUGCUCGAAAUCAGCCAGCAUGAGUCGAUCGUUGCGCGGCUGCCGCUGUGCGUAGAGAUUUCCCUCCAAACGGUCGAGGGUGAUAAUAUGAUACUGGAGGUUUGGUCUCUCAGCGUACAGAAGGACCAGUGCGAUCUGCAGCUGCGGGCGACCCAUGCCAUCUACAACCGUAUGGGACUGCUGUUGAAAUCGUUGCUCUCGGUUACACGUUCAACGCCCGCCUAUAAACUUUCCCGCCGGCAGAGUGCCGAUUCGUACCAGAUUUUCUACCGGAUCUAUAUCGGUGAACCGCAGACCCAUCAGCUGGGCGAUGGUCACAAGCAGAUACGCGUCGGACAGUUGUGCACUCAGAUCGGAACGCUAACCAUGGCAGUAGCCUACCGUACCAAGAUGACUAUCUCGCCCACGCAAACCGGACGGGAUAACACCAUUAUGCUGAAAAGCGACCACUUCCUCAAGGAUAUCAGCCCGAAGCACAUCCGCUACAACUACAACAAGAAGAAUGAAAAGAAAAUCAUCGACUUGGACAAACCGAUGCGGUGCGGUGCCUUCGUGGAUGCCUCUCGCGUAAAGCAGUACACCGAGGAGGAUUUCAUCCUGCCGGAGACGCCCCCGUUUCACUGGCUGCUACCGAAACCGAAGGACGACACCAGUUCGCUGAAGAGCGGUACCGACGAGGAUCGCCAGUCGAUCAACUCCCCAACGGCCGACGAAAACUCGUCCACCAACGCUAACAACAACAACACCGUCACCAACCUCAACAACGUCAACAACAACAGCAACAAGGGUUCGUUCGAAUCGGCCGGAGCGAUGAACUUCCGAUUGUCACAAUCGCCAAAAAGUGGCGACUCGUCGAAUGCGGCGAGUGCCUCUGCGACGGCAGCAGCCAUCGCCGCUGCGGGCAACCCUCCGGCAAGCGGCACCAACUCGGGCUCACCACCGGCUUCGCUAACCAGCGAGUUCCGCCGGUCGUCACGGUGGUCGAUCCAGAAACCCGAACCGGAUGACGAGCGGUUGCUGAAGGAACUGCAAUUCCCAUUUGCGGUCGGUCACUCCGCGAUCAGCGACCUGGCCAAAUUCUACCGCGAUUGUACCCAGGCACCGCCGCUGCAGGCGUUCAACCAGCUGGCCAGUGUGAUUUCGAACGUCGACGGUGAGGAGGCCGCCAACGCGGACGACGCCGGUCGGAUACUGAUCGAGGCCGACGAUGACGACGAUGUCGACGAGAUUACGCGACAGCUGGAGCAGUUCGAGACGUCGCUGCCGGUGUUCGAAACCCUGGUGACGUCCCUCUGCCAGUCGGUGGACAGCAAUUCCAACAGUUAAACAACCGAAACCGGGCUGGACUAAUAUACUUGCCUGAGACUGAAGGAGACGAUGACUGGACAGAUGGCCAGCCAGCCAACCAACCAGCCGGGGUAUGAAGCAGAGAGAGAGCGAGGGAGGGUUUUUGGGAGCGUUAUAGGGCGCGAUGUCUUUGGCAGUUUUUCUUAGCAGUUUAAGAAAAAAGUCGACUGAUUGAUGAUAUUCAUCUAUACACACCAAUGUUUAAUUUUGUUUGUUUAUUUUUUAUUUGUUUCUUUAAGAUUUAGGAAAGGUAGCGUAAGGUAAUCGUAAAGGAAGACAUUUAUUUCAGUUUUUCGGGAAAGGAUAAUUGUGUAUUAUAAAGUAGCUGAUCAGGCACGUAGAUAGCAUCCUAGGACAUACAAGAAUCAAUUGCUGUAAAUAAUUUGGAAAAGGGCCUUUUUUUAAAAAAAGAAAAAAUCGCUUUAUAGAAGCAGUCAUUACUUGACAGGAUGUUUUAUACGGAAAAGUAAGGCUAGAGAAAAAUUACUAUUAAGUAAUACACAAUGUUGAAUGCAGAAAUAACGAAGUUCCUUACGUUUUGUCGCUUUUUUCGGUUCCAAACAGUUAGUAUACAUAUCCUCAAAGUAUUUAUGGGAUUUUAUUUUGGGCAAGAGGAUUGUUAACUAAUGAUUUUAAAUUAUCCCGUAAGCGAAGCCAUUCUUAAAUUUUCUCCCAAAUCUUAUCGGUAUAUUUUUAGAGCGCGCUUGAUUAGGUAGAGCAAAACCGACUAAUUGCAUUUUGAGGGCAUUCGUGGGACGAAAACUGGCAGAUAGAGUGUUUCUUUCUUUGCCAGUUUGCGUCAAUUGCUGUUAAGAAUGCCUGCUCUAUUUGAAAAAUCCUUUUUAUUAUCGGCUUUUCUCUUCUUAACAGCGUCGUAAGUAAUCCGUAAGUUUAUAUUUUACAUUAAGAGAUGAUAUUUUAUCCCCAUUUUUCGUCUUACAAGGAUAGAUUAAGGCAAAAAGCUCUAUUGAUUUAAUUUGCUACAUAACCAUUGUUCUACAUAACUGCUUGAAAAAGCUUCUAUUCUAUUAUUUUGCGUCGAUCGAGUAUUAGCAAACGUUGAGACGAUAAAAUCGAUCAAGACACCAAGCUUUAUUUUCAAAAUUUACAUUCUAAUUUAACACUCUAUUUUCAAGACUGAGUGGAGUUAUUUUUUCUUUAACUUAAAUUGUAUAGUCAAAAUUGGCAAUCGAAACCAUUGUAUGAAAAAAAACUAAAACGAUUUAAAAGACGCAAACUGAACGGUCUGAUGCGAAGAGAAGAAACGUUUCCUUCGUUUAAUAAAUUAAUCAAAAGUACAUAUUUAUUGAUGCCUGAAAUCAAUGUUUGAUUAGAGUAUUGUUGCGCUGUUAAAUAAUCAAAGGUUUGAAAUUUAUUUUGUCUAUAUUGCUUAUCAUCUAUGAAUAAUAAAACAUAAUUGGAGGAAAUCAAUCGAGAGUAAAUAUCCAAAGUUGUUGCAUUGUAGUCGGAGAGUAGAAGGAAACGAAAUAGUGCUUUAUAAUCAUUAAAUUAAAAAACUAUGCAAAUUUUGAAGCUAUAGAAAGCGCAUCACCAUCAUUAAGCAUAUAGCUCUAACUGUUUCUAUCAGCCAUAACCAACCGGAAUCCCGUAAAAAAAAACUGUCGACCCAACAAACCAUAGAAUUGUGCAUAACGAACGUAUCGGGAAAAGUAUGUUUAGUUUCUGCUGCUACACACUAUCCUCUAUAUACACAUAUAAAAUACAUAACGAACAGUUUCAAAAAAGGAAAAGAAUCAUUAUGCCUACCUUCCAAAAGAAUGAACAUUAUUCGAAAAAUAAACUCACAUCACUUUUUGGUUAAACAAA